UGUGUUUAAUACACAGUAGAUACAUAUUCUGCUAUUACUUCAGGUGCCUACAUUUUUGAGAUACAUGUCAGUACUUCUUCAGAAUUAUUGGGAUUUGGUUAAAAUGCAUAUUGUACCCUCCUGUAGCUCUCAUUUGUGUGUAGGUACACUUCUUCCACUAAGUUACUUUGAUGAAUAAGUAUAAACAAUGAGGAUGGAUGAUAAAACAGUUGAGUAAGUUCAGAAAAGAAAACAUAAAGUUGUCUGUGUCAAUAAAUGUUUGUUUCCUGAAGUAGAUCAGAUGUACAACUGUAUAAGUCUGCCAUAUUCAUAAACACAUUACAUUUUCUGUAGCCUGAAGCCUAACUUUAAACUAUACACGUAGAGCACGUUUCUGUUGUUAUGUUUUGAUCAUCUAAGGGAGGCUGAGAAGGAUAAUCUGCUAAAUGCGUAGAUGAAAGUUAAGGUAAGCUGGAAACCUCCUUCAAUGGGACCCUGUCUUUCAAUUCCUAUAAAAUUACAGAAAUGCUUUGCAAAAAAAGAUUUAUAAUUAUCUUUGUAGUGUGUUUUUGUAUGGGGACUGUUGAUCACAGCCUGCACCUCUGAUUGACCACCUGAGGCGAGCAAUGAAUCAGCCGUGGGAGAACAGGUGAAGGCAAUUCACCUGUGCUACUGGAAGGGGUGGAGCCUGGCUCCACCUCUCCUAGACCCCAUUUAAGGGCUGACUGCCACUGAGUAGGAAUUUCUUCCUGGCAAUUGUUCCUUGUGGAGUUUACUGUGAGCCUAUGAUACUGGCUGGAGCUCUUGAUUUAUUAAAGGAGCUUAAGAAUAUUCCCAUGACCCUUGAGUUAUUACAGACUACCAGAAUUGGAAUGUCAGUGAAUGCAAUACGCAAGCAAAGCACAGAUGAAGAAGUUACUUCUUUAGCAAAAUCUUUGAUCAAAUCUUGGAAGAAACUGUUAGAUGGACCUUCAACUGAUAAAGAUUCUGAAGAAAAGAAAAAGGAGCCUGCAUCUUCCUCACAAAACAGCCCUGAAGCAAGAGAGGAAAGCAGUUCAAGUAGCAAUUCCAGCAGCAGGAAGGAGGAGGGUAGUGCUCCCUCAAAUUCUUUCAUCCCUUCUUUUCCUCGGGCUCCAAGCACUUCGGAUUCUGUACGAGUGAAAUGUAGAGAAAUGCUCUCUGCUGCUCUCAGAACAGGAGAUGAUUACAUUGCUAUUGGUGCUGAUGAGGAAGAAUUGGGUUCUCAGAUUGAAGAAGCUAUUUUUCAAGAAUUAAAAAACACUGAUAUGAAAUACAAAAAUAGGGUACGAAGUAGGAUAGCGAAUCUCAAGGAUGCAAAGAAUCCAAACCUAAGAAAAAACGUGUUAUGUGGGAACAUACCUCCUGACAAAUUUGCCAAAAUGACUGCGGAGGAAAUGGCAAGUGAUGAGUUGAAAGAAAUGCGCAAAAAUCUGACCAAAGAGGCUAUCAGAGAGCACCAGAUGGCCAAAACAGGAGGUACCCAAACCGAUCUGUUUACGUGUGGCAAGUGCAAAAAGAAGAACUGUACAUAUACCCAGGUUCAAACCCGCAGUGCUGAUGAACCUAUGACAACGUUUGUUGUUUGUAAUGAGUGUGGAAACAGAUGGAAGUUCUGUUAGAGGAAGAAAUUAUCAAGACAUCUGGACCAGUAUGAAAGAGGAUUUUGUAAUUAGCUUUAAAAACUAGGCUAAGCAGCUAGCUUCCUGUGAACAAGAGGUUAUUUGGUUUUCUUUUUUCCUUUCUUCUUUUUUUUUUUUUAAUGCAGCAUACAUGCCUGAAGUUAGCCUUCAUUUUGACACAGCCAUCAUUUCCUUAAAUGCCUUCCUAUAGCUGAUAGUCAGUAGGGCCAGGUUGCUCGAUUGUAUGGUGAAUGUUAAAAUAUUUUUUCAUUUUUGUAAGUAAGUUGAAAUUAAACUUUUACCAAUGAA
Messenger RNA from Lagopus muta (rock ptarmigan), 1928 nucleotides. RefSeq names its product transcription elongation factor A1 (gene TCEA1). NCBI's taxonomy places the organism in Eukaryota, Metazoa, Chordata, Aves, Galliformes, Phasianidae. The transcript has 10 exons. Gene Ontology annotation, biological process: DNA-templated transcription; positive regulation of transcription by RNA polymerase II; transcription elongation by RNA polymerase II. The coding region runs from base 765 to 1619 and encodes 284 amino acids. Gene Ontology annotation, cellular component: nucleus. Gene Ontology annotation, molecular function: zinc ion binding; nucleic acid binding. The record is from RefSeq and is a predicted model, not a curated record.